Molecule: messenger RNA, 543 nt
Organism: Leptosia nina
Lineage: Eukaryota; Metazoa; Arthropoda; Insecta; Lepidoptera; Pieridae
Source: the annotation of a GenBank genome assembly
AUGGCCACAAAAGACCCGGUUCCGGUGAUUUGCAACAGCUGUAAUGGAGCUAUUCAGGGCAGAAUAGUCACAGCGCUAAACAAGAAAUGGCACCCCGAACACUUCACUUGCAACUCGUGUCGCAAACCGAUAGAGGGCGCCAAGUUCCACCAGCACGAUGGCGGUGUCCACUGCGUGCCCUGCUACACCAAGUUCCACAGUCCAAGGUGCCAUGGUUGUGGCGAUCCCAUCACUGACCGCGUGAUCCAAGCACUCGGGGUGUCGUGGCAUGCGCAUCACUUCGUCUGUGGUGGAUGCAAGAAGGAGUUGGGAGGAGGAGGAUUCAUGGAGCAGGCUGGCCGCCCCUACUGUUCGUCGUGCUACGCUGACAAGUUUGCAGCCCGCUGCGCCGGCUGCUGCAAGCCGAUCGUCGACAAAGCCAUCAUCGCUCUGGACGCGAAGUGGCAUCGCGAAUGCUUCACUUGCACGAAAUGCCGGAGCCCCGUAACCGACUCUACAUUCUCCGUUAUGGACAACAAGCCUCUCUGCGGAAAAUGCGCCUAA